Messenger RNA from Paramuricea clavata, 1395 nucleotides. Lineage: Eukaryota; Metazoa; Cnidaria; Anthozoa; Malacalcyonacea; Plexauridae. The record is from the annotation of a GenBank genome assembly.
AUGUCUAUUUCCCCAUCUGAUAGCGAAACUUCUGUCGAUACCGAUAACAGCCAAAAUGACUCAGACACUGAUUUUAUAUCGGGAUACAUCUUCGAGGGUCAAAAUAACGACGAUGUUGCCAGUGCAACAGCUUGUAAUGCAGAGGAGACGAACGAUGGCUCUCUGCCUUACAAAGGCGAGCCUAUAGCAGAUGAUGGUUGGCUUGCCAACUACAAAGAGCAAAAACGAAAGCAAGACGAGCGGCGCAAAGAAAUGGAAGGUCGUUUGGAGCAACCUGAUUCUGUGCAUAUAUGGUAACACGAAAAAUGUAAAACAAAUAACAUUUCUCAAGCGAAUACUAUAUCACUACAGUCUAUUUAUACAAAUUCCUUUUACGAUUUUUGUUAGGUGUAAAUGUGGUAAUUGUAGCACCGAAUUGUUGCAAAAUAGUAAAGAAGCACAGUGCUGUAUGGAGAUAGAUGGCUGUGUUGAAGCCAUAAACAGCAAUCAAGUCCUCAGUGAAGUCGAUAGUCCACCAAGUUGUGUGACAUUUCAUCCUGGGUUUAACCCCGUUUGUUUAGAAAGGUUGUGUUGAAGCCAUAAACAGCAAUCAAGUCCUCAGUGAAGUCGAUAGUCCACCAAGUUGUGUGACAUUUCAUCCUGGGUUUAACCCCGUUUGUUUAGAAAGGUUGUGUUGAAGCCAUAAACAGCGAUCAAGUCCUCAGCGAAGUCGAUAGCUGGUCACUUCGCCAAGCAGGACGAAAGUAUCGAAAGAUUGACGGGACUAAGUACCAUAAGUCAGAUUCAGAGAACAGGUAAGAUAGAUAAUAUUGUUGGGCAUUGACAAUACUUGGGUUUUAUUUACCGUAAUUAUUUAUAUUUCGAUUUAAAUCAAUUGUCCAAAAAAAAAUAACAUGUUGGAGUUAUGGUUGGCAAUUCAUUAUUUGAUAAACAAAGCAGUGGUGGAUGAAGCAAGGGUUGUGUCCCCCCCCCCCAAAAAAAAAAUAUUACAUCAGACACUUGUAUCACUGAUCUUUGUUCAUAAUUUGUUAGAAUGGCACUCUAUCUGCACUCUAGCAAACGCUGUUUUGUAUCCUUGAGAACUUAACUGGUGAAUUAAUCUUUUGCUCCAUCUCCCUCAAGAGCUUCCUAGUGACUUUGGUGCCCCAUUGUGCACUCUCCAAUAAUUAUGUUGUUUCCAAGCAUUUUUUUACUUUAAAUAGUAUUCAUGAAGUGCAUUUGACUUUCCAUUAUAGAUAUCUUCGUGCAGUUUCAUUCAGGGAAUUUACAUACCUGGUUUACGGCUACCUGGGACAACGGAGAUAUCCACUACCUGCAUGUGCAUAUCAUGCAAUUAGAAAAAAAUUUUUGGAAGACAAAUAUUCUAAAUGUUCAGGUUAUGAUGAUGGACAAUAG